AUGGCUCUGGAUGGACGAACUCUGUCUGAUUAUAACAUUCAGAAGGAGUCUACCCUCCACCUUGUGCUGAGGCUUCGUGGUGGAGCAAAGAAGAGGAAGAAGAAGUCCUACACCACCCCUAAGAAAAACAAGCACAAGAGGAAGAAGGUGACGCUGGCUGUCCUUAAAUACUACAAGGUGGAAGAAAAUGGGAAAAUUAGCCGCCUGCGGCGAGAGUGCCCUUCAGAAGAGUGUGGGGCGGGAGUCUUCAUGGCCAGCCACUUCGACAGGCAUUACUGUGGCAAGUGCUGCCUGACAUACUGCUUGAACAAACCAGAGGACAAAUAA
This is a messenger RNA of Anolis sagrei ordinatus, 327 nucleotides long. The record is from RefSeq and is a predicted model, not a curated record. NCBI's taxonomy places the organism in Eukaryota, Metazoa, Chordata, Lepidosauria, Squamata, Anolidae.